GCGGAUUUCCCAAGGCAGACAAGAUAAAUAGCGGUACCGUGAAACACGCUCGAGAGUACGAGACUCAAAAUUUGUGAUGGUCGUGUCAGGUCUCAUUAUCGUGUUUGUCUGCCCUAUAAACUUGAGAUAAAUAUUUUGCGCUACUGGUAUUUGUGACCAAGUGCGUUGUAACCACCACAGUGCAUAGUUAUCGCAAGAAAAAUGACGAAUUACACAGGAUUACUGCUUUGUGUUAUUGUUGCAAGUGUGGGACAUGCACAACAUCUGACAGCCAAACAAUACGACAGUUGCUACACUCCCGCUGGAGAUCCUGGACAAUGUAUAUCUAUCCGAAAUUGUUUAGAGCUAGUAAGGGUUCUUCAACGUAGACCGUUAACAAACGAGGGUGCCGCGUAUCUGAGAAGCGCGCAUUGUGGCUUUGAAGGUCUUGACGCGAAAGUUUGCUGUUCUUUGAACGAUCAUGAUUUGACGCCAACUACUGUGCGAGAUAAAGAAACGACUACAGAAGUUCCCCUAUCUUCCCUAUUACCCGACAAGUAUGACUGUGGGCAAUCAUCUGCAGAUAAAAUUGUCGGCGGAGAAGUCGCGGAUUUGUUUGAUUUUCCUUGGAUGGCUCUAAUUGAGUACAAAAGACCUGAUGGAUAUGGUUUUUAUUGUGGUGGUUCCUUGAUUAGUCAGAGAUAUGUUUUGACUGCCGCCCAUUGCUUGAAAGGAAAUGACUUGCCAAGCGGUUUUGAGGUUGUAAGUGUCCGCCUUGGUGAAUAUGAUUUGGAAACAGAUGUCGACUGCGUCAACACACCCCAAUACAAGACAUGCUCAGAACCACCCAUCGAUGUCGCUGUUGUAGAGAAGAUUGCACACGAGUAUUACAAUCCUUUCGAUCCGAAUCAAUCCAACGACAUUGCACUCCUUAGGUUGGCCCGAGAUGUUCCCUACACAGAAUUUAUCAAGCCGAUUUGCUUACCCGUUUAUCCGAAUCUUCUAAAACAGACAUUCGCGGGGACCAACGCUACUGUGGCUGGUUGGGGAAAAACUUCAGAAACUGGCACUGAUAGCAGCGUUAAAAUGAAAGUUACUUUACCGGUGCAAUCAAAUCGGGAUUGCGAAAACGUAUACGGCGGCACACGUGUAUCGCUGAGUAAGCUGCAAGUUUGUGCGGGUGGUGUAAACGGUAAAGAUUCCUGUCGCGGUGAUAGUGGUGGUCCUUUAAUGAGCCUGUACACUGCGCCAGGUGAAAUAAACUGGUACGUUAUGGGAGUCGUUUCCUUUGGACCUGCGAAAUGUGGACUAAAUGGGUGGCCUGGUAUAUACACAAGAGUAACAGAAUACAUUCCAUGGAUACUCAAAAAUAUGAGGCCAUAAUGUAAAACGUAUAGUUUGAUUUAAUGACAUUGUGAUUUUUGUUUAAUAGUAUUUAACUUAAUUAUGUUUUAUUAGAUAGUAAAUAGUCUAUUUAUUUUUUUGAAAAGUGGUUAAAUAAAGCCUUUGAAAAAAUC
Molecule: messenger RNA, 1496 nt
Organism: Photinus pyralis (common eastern firefly)
Lineage: Eukaryota; Metazoa; Arthropoda; Insecta; Coleoptera; Lampyridae
Product: CLIP domain-containing serine protease 2-like
Exons: 7
Coding region: 202-1362 (386 amino acids)
Biological process (GO): proteolysis
Molecular function (GO): serine-type endopeptidase activity
Source: RefSeq, a predicted model, not a curated record